AGCCGUGGGAAAAACGCCCUUAUUAAAGAUGACAGCAGGCGUUGUUAUUUAAGCGCAAGUGACGCUGAGAAGCGGAAUCCGGAUGUUGUUCCGUUCGCAAUUGACCUCCUUGCCAGCUUCCAAGAUGGUGACUCCAUUGUGCCAAUAGAAGGGAAGCUCACAAGGAGGCGCGCGGGAGCCACUUCCGCCCGAUUCUCCUUCCUACGGUCUGCAGCCCAGUAAAGAUGGCGGCCCUGAGGGCUCUUCGCUGCCUCCGCGGUGUCGGAGCUCAGGUGCUGCGGCCCGGGUCUGGGAUCCGCUUGCCGAGUCAGCCCAGCAGAGGUGCUCGGCAGUGGCAGCCCGAUAUAGAAUGGGCAGAGCAGUUUUCGGGAGCUGUCAUGUACCCCUCCAAGGAAACAGCCCACUGGAAACCUCCUCCUUGGAAUGAUGUGGACAUUUUAAAGGAAAAAGUGGUGACCAACAUGACCCUGAACUUUGGGCCCCAGCACCCAGCAGCCCAUGGAGUCCUGAGACUCGUGCUGGAAUUGAGUGGAGAGAUGGUGCGGAAAUGUGACCCUCACAUCGGGCUCCUGCACCGAGGCACCGAGAAGCUCAUUGAGUACAAGACCUAUCUGCAGGCCCUUCCGUACUUUGACCGGCUGGACUAUGUGUCCAUGAUGUGUAAUGAACAGGCCUAUUCGAUAGCCGUGGAAAAGCUGCUAAACAUCCAGCCCCCUCCCCGGGCACAGUGGAUCCGAGUGCUCUUUGGAGAGAUCACACGGAUUUUAAACCAUAUCAUGGCUGUCACCACACACGCCCUGGACAUUGGUGCCAUGACUCCGUUCUUCUGGAUGUUUGAAGAGAGAGAGAAGAUGUUUGAGUUCUAUGAGCGGGUGUCUGGGGCCCGGAUGCAUGCUGCUUAUAUCCGACCGGGAGGGGUGCACCAGGACCUACCUCUUGGACUUAUGGAUGACAUUUAUGAAUUUUCCAAGAACUUCUCUCUUCGGAUUGAUGAGGUGGAGGAGAUGCUGACCAACAAUAGAAUCUGGCGAAAUAGGACAGUUGACAUUGGGGUUGUAUCAGCAGAAGACGCACUUAACUAUGGGUUCAGUGGAGUGAUGCUCCGAGGCUCAGGCAUCCAGUGGGACUUGCGGAAGACCCAGCCCUAUGAUGUUUAUGACCAGGUCGACUUCGAUGUGCCUAUUGGUUCUCGAGGGGACUGCUAUGAUAGGUACUUGUGUCGGGUAGAGGAGAUGCGCCAGUCUCUACGAAUCAUUGAACAGUGUCUGAACAAGAUGCCUCCAGGGGAGAUCAAGGUUGAUGAUGCCAAAGUGUCCCCACCUAAACGAGCGGAGAUGAAGACAUCCAUGGAGUCACUAAUUCAUCACUUUAAGCUGUAUACUGAGGGCUACCAAGUUCCUCCAGGAGCCACGUACACUGCCAUUGAAGCUCCUAAGGGCGAGUUUGGGGUGUACUUGGUGUCUGAUGGCAGCAGCCGCCCGUAUCGGUGUAAGAUCAAGGCUCCCGGUUUUGCCCACCUGGCUGGUUUGGACAAGAUGUCUAAGGGACACAUGCUGGCAGAUGUCGUGGCCAUCAUAGGUACCCAGGAUAUUGUGUUUGGGGAAAUAGACCGAUGAACGAAAGCACAGCCUUCAAGCUCCCUUGCCUGUCAGCUGCUUCUUGAGGCCUGUGUCUGGUGGGAAACAAGGCUGUGUCUCUGCAUGUAUAAACACACAUGCAUAUGCUCACACUCAGCUGUCCAGGCUUUCUGUGCAUGUACUAGAAACAGAGAAAUGAUAUUAAAUUAGCCACCUUUUGGUCCCUAA
This is a messenger RNA of Grammomys surdaster, 1805 nucleotides long. RefSeq names its product NADH:ubiquinone oxidoreductase core subunit S2 (gene Ndufs2). Bases 225 to 1616 code for a protein of 463 amino acids. Gene Ontology annotation, biological process: mitochondrial electron transport, NADH to ubiquinone. Gene Ontology annotation, molecular function: NAD binding; quinone binding; NADH dehydrogenase (ubiquinone) activity. The record is from RefSeq and is a predicted model, not a curated record. NCBI's taxonomy places the organism in Eukaryota, Metazoa, Chordata, Mammalia, Rodentia, Muridae. The transcript has 13 exons.